AUGUAUGUCCUGAGCCUGAGCGCUUGCACUACAGCCUACAACAACAUGAUCAUGUAUGCAAAACAAACAUUGACACAAAUCCAGAGCUGCUGUGAGACGGACAGAGCGGUGCCCGGUGCGGUUUACCUUCCAUCGAAGGCUACACACAGCAUGGAGGACAGGCGAGAAUGUCAAAAAUUCAUCUGUGGAAGCACAGAAGAAAACUACUUAGUUGCCACCGACUUUUCCGUGCAACAACGUGUGUCACAGUUCCGCAACGGUACCCCCGGUCCCGCCCCCAGCUCAGCGCAGCAUCUCGAGUUCUGCAACAACAGUAUCAGCAGCUUCCAGGCUGGAAGCCUUCACCUCACCUUCAGUACCGGGACUCCGACUACUCCCACCUAUUCUCAGAAUGAGGGCUACUCCGUCCCUCCGAACUGCUUCCAUCAUCCUUAUCCCACUGCCUAUCCUGACGAGCAGGAGCUGGAAGUCGGCGCGCCCAAAUUUCAGUUCACCAAGGAAAUCCCGGCGGCCUUUUCCGGGCUGCGUUUCGGAGCCGGAUCAGGAUCGCUUGAUCCGCACUCCGGAACAAAGAUUCACCUGACAGUCAAGGACAGCCCUCCCCCGGACGCCACUUCCCAGCCUGGCAGCAGUUACAUCAGCAAAACGUUCCAGUGGAUGAAAGUGAAGCGAAACCAGCCCAAGACAGGUAAACAUUUGGAAGGCUUGUGCCGUGCCACAUAUUUUGGACUGAGCUUCGGAAUUGACUGCGAAAAGGACUCCAGCACCGACUCCGCUCAAAACGAGCGUGAUGGCAACGUGACCCCGAGGACCAGCUUCACUACCAAACAACUGACGGAGCUGGAGAAGGAAUUCCACUUCAAUAAAUACCUGACGCGGGCCAGACGGGUUGAGAUCGCUAACGCCAUGCACCUUAAAGAAACGCAGGUGAAGAUUUGGUUUCAAAAUAGGCGGAUGAAACAAAAGAAAAGAGAGAAAGAGGGUCUGCUGCUUGGCCUCUUGUCCUCCUCAAACAGUAGCCAGGAGGACUGUCGUUCUGAGAAGGAUAGCGGUCCAUCGCCUGCACCUUCACCUUCCCCUUCCCCACGUCAGUCUCCACCUCAGGAUGCUCUUGUAGGUGAUUUGUCUCCUUUGCAAAACGAGGUCUUCUAGAAAGCUGACG
Molecule: messenger RNA, 1162 nt
Organism: Scleropages formosus (Asian bonytongue)
Lineage: Eukaryota; Metazoa; Chordata; Actinopteri; Osteoglossiformes; Osteoglossidae
Gene: hoxc1a
Product: homeobox C1a
Exons: 3
Coding region: 1-1152 (383 amino acids)
Biological process (GO): regulation of transcription by RNA polymerase II
Cellular component (GO): nucleus
Molecular function (GO): RNA polymerase II cis-regulatory region sequence-specific DNA binding; DNA-binding transcription factor activity, RNA polymerase II-specific
Source: RefSeq, a predicted model, not a curated record